This is a messenger RNA of Adineta steineri, 903 nucleotides long. NCBI's taxonomy places the organism in Eukaryota, Metazoa, Rotifera, Eurotatoria, Adinetida, Adinetidae. The record is from the annotation of a GenBank genome assembly.
AUGUAUUUUUAUUUAGCCAAGGUGAUAUUAGAAAAAAAACCAAUUGAACGAUUUCAUGAACUUGAUAAACGUUGUCGAGAUUUUGAAAAUGCAAAUAAUGAAUUAAAACAAUUGAAUAUUCAACUUGAAAAAGAUUUAUUAAGUGCUGGUGGUGUUACUGAAUUAUUUCGACGAGGACCUGAAGGACAAACAAGUGAUAGUAAUUCAAAUGAAACUAUAAUAAUUGAAGAUGUAUUAAAUCAAUCAUCGACAUCUCCAGCAUCAUUUAAGAAUUCAUUUUCACAUGUUUCGUCACGUGAUACAACAUCGCAUGAAGCAUUAACUGCUAUUGUUAUUAGUCAAAGUGAACGAUUUCGUAUUCGUAAUGUUGAAUUAGAGAACGAAAAUGUUUCAUUGAAACAACAAACGAAUAUAUUUCAAAAUGAAAUGGAUAAACUUCGAUCGGACAAUAUAAAACUAUAUGAAAAAAUUAAAUUCGUUCAGAAUUAUCCUACAACCCGCGGAACAGAUGAUCCUAUUGAUCAGUAUUCACGUGGUUAUGAUGCAUCAUUGGAUCCAUUUACUAAUUUUACGAAACAAGAAAAACAAAAGAAAUAUGAAUCACUUAAAAUUCAUGAAAAAUUUGCUUUAAACUUUGGUAAAUUUAUUCUCUCAUCACAUCAAAGUCGAACAUUUUUUGUCAUUUAUUUUAUUCUCGUUCAUAUUCUUAUCUUUCUUUCUCCUUAUAAAAUGGUUCAUGUUGGUUCAUCUGUACGUGAUAUGUCACAAGUUUGUUUUGAUAAAUUUCGAGAACAUAUGGCAGGUGUACAUGGAGAAAAGAAUUUUCAUUUUGAACAUGGUCAUGCUCAUGCUCAUGCUCCACCUGGUGUUGUUCCAGCUGCAGCACCACCACCUCAUCGAUAG